Messenger RNA from Aedes albopictus (Asian tiger mosquito), 4077 nucleotides. RefSeq lists its product as uncharacterized. Bases 110 to 1231 code for a protein of 373 amino acids. Lineage: Eukaryota; Metazoa; Arthropoda; Insecta; Diptera; Culicidae. The transcript has 3 exons. The record is from RefSeq and is a predicted model, not a curated record.
GUGAACAUAACAUUGAUACUGUAUGUACAGCUAAAUUACAAUCAAUGCACCAGUGCAACCAAAUGCUGAUAACGUGAUUACGUUCAUACUAAUUUCGCUUCGCUUCAAGAUGAAUCGCGCUUUUCAAUUACAACUGAUCGUCAUCCUAUCCGUUGCAGUUCGUUUGGUAACUCCUUGGUAUUACAACUGUUUCGAAGGCACCGCAAGCGAGUCAGCUCUCCUAUCCGACAGCUGCAGCCUGAGAAACAUCGUAGUUCGAAGCGACAUCGAUGCGCAGAAUGUGUACUUCCCUCCGACGAAUAUCAACUUCUUCCAGUCGAACUUCUCGUCCUUCUCGCCGACCUUGGGUCGUCGGCUGCCGGAUGAAGCCGAAAGGGUGAGCUUCUACAACUGCGUGGUACCAAAGUUCGCCAUUCCGACGAAGCUGCGAGCCUUGAGAUUGAUGUUCAGCAACGUGGCCAUGGUUUUUACCAAUUAUCUGACGGAAAACGCGAUGGAGGAACUGGUUGUGGUGGCUGCUCAAAUCACAUCGAUGAAAUUCGUGGAAGUUUUCAGGAAGCUAAGGUAUCUUCGAAUUGAAGGAAAUCCUAUUCAGAUAGUGACAAUGGAAACAUUUCGUAAUUUGACUGAAGUGGAAGUGAUCAAGCUGAGUGGAAACAGGAUUUACUUUUUAGAACCGGCGACGAGGCCUCUGGAACUUCCAAAAUUGGUAGAGCUCGAUUUGCGAAGAAAUUUCCUGGUGCAGUUGGAUAGCAGCUUGUGGCACUCACCCAGCUUAAGGAUUCUUACCCUGCAUUUGAAUUUUCUAAAAAGUUUAAACGUGGAGCAACUGCAUCGUUCGUUUCCCCAUCUACAGUGGGUGACUCUGGGCAGCAAUCUGUGGAACUGCCAGCGGUUGAGUGUGAUAAUGGGAUCGAUGUUGGUUCGCAAUAUAAGUACGUACGUAACGGAAGCAAGGCCAGGAUGCCAGUCGUUUUCAUUUUUCGAGUACUUAAGCCUGUCAGGGCUGGAUGCUAUAAGCAAAACUCAAUUAAUGGUGGAACAAAUGGAAGAAGUAUCUACUGCAAACUAUGCAGAACUGUCGAACACGACAUUGUUGGAAGACUUACGAGGUCGAAGUGAUGCAUUGGUGAGGAAACUAAAGAGCUUGAAUAGUACGGUAGAAAGGGUUAAAAACAGUUACGCUGACGUUAAACUUUGGAUCAAAGGAAGAGCAAAUCAAAAUAAUUGAUAUAGUUUUUUUCUCUCUGUUUUCGUCUUUGUGUUGUUCCUGGCCAUCCGGCAGAUGAAAAGCCCGCUACAAUCUGGUGCUGAACCACUAUGAAGACAACGAACACGCCAUUACGUUAUACCUUCCGGAUGAGCUUCAGAGAACCCUUACCCCAGUCCUUACCACGCCCAUCCUAAAAGCAUAUGUGACCCACUAAUCUCGAGCUGCCACGAGUAUCCUGGCUCCGUCCCGUACUAACUAUGUUGAAUAAGAAUCAUAUUUGUACAUAAAAUACAAAAAAAGAGUGCACAAUUUUGUCACCCAAUACUGAACGGCCACAGACCAGCAUUCUAGUUAUUUAUAUUUGCUUAAAUUUCACGUUCUGCAACAGUCAGUGAUUGACUCAGUGGUAGGGUAUCUCAUUAAUGAGCUGCAGGUUGGAAAAUCUAGGCUUGUAUAUUUCUUUUCUUUUAUAUUUGAACAUGUGAAUAUAAAAUCGUAUAUAUUGCCUAGCAAAGUUAUAAAAAAUUGCAUGCCAAAUGAAUUCGUCUGAAAUUGUAUAACUCAAAGUGGUUUUCUCAAAAUGUACGUAUAUGGCCUCCAAAUGUGUGCGAAUAGAGCAUAUUCGGUGCAUCUUAUACAAUGUGUUUUGGACGGAUAAGAAUCCACUUAGCACAGUUGUAGCAAAGUUAAGUGAAUCAAUUUGUUGGCUGGGAUUGGCUUUGCGGAUGACAUUGUCAUUAUUGUCCGCGGAAAAUACGAUAAGAUUAUCUCUGAUCGUAUGCAAACAGUGUUAAAUUUCACUUUAAGCUGGUGUAAAAAUGAAGGGUUGAAUAUUAACCCUGUACCAGAAGACGCAAAAUCACUAUUUCAGUUAUGACAUUUGGUGAUGCUCAGAUGUUUUUAUCUUUGAAUGUUAAAUUUUUAGGAGUCAUGCUAGAUAGCAAGCUGUGUUGGAACAAACAUGUUGAACAACAGAUAGAAAAAGCAAGAAAUGCUUUCUGGGGCUGCAAAAGAACUUUUGGAAAGAAUUGGGGCUUAAAACCAAAAAUGAUUCUAUGGAUUUAUACGGCCAUCGUUAAACCUAUUAUUACUUAUGAUUCUAUUGUUUGGAGGAAAAAAACCAAACAAAAUCCUACGCAAACAAGUUGAACAAGCUUCAAAGGCUUUCAACUGCUUCACUUGUAGCCCCUCGGCUGCUCAGCGGGAAAAUAGUGGGUGGGAAGUAUUCGAGCACGGGGUCGCUUAUUUCUAAUAGCACCGUUACAUAAGCACGACUGGUCACUCACCUUUAGCAGGAGCAGGAUUUUAGUGGUCAGCUGUCAAAUCCGUAUGAGGGGGAGGAAACUGUGGGAAUUUAGCUGAUGGUUCUCGAUGAGAGUUGCUCAGCGCAGCGACCCAACACACUGUGCGUCCGACGUGGUCGAAUGCUGACCGAAGAAAGAGGAAGAGUCGCGGCUUGCUAUGAUCUCGUCAGCAGCUGUCACUCGAUAGCGUAGGCGUUACCCCGGGUGGGCAAUGUGCGUGCGUUAUCAAUUGUCUGUUGACAUAUUGAGGGAUAAGACUCUUAACACACUGAGAGAUGCUCAUUGUCAGAUAUAUACCACACAUUUCCCUUCUUCCCUCAACAAAAAAGAAAAAAAAAUCUCUUACCAAGGGAUUCAACAAAUCAGGCGUUCGAUUUGAAAAGGUCCUAAGUUUGCUGAAAUUCCUAUGUAGAUUCGACCUAUUGGAAUUGAACGCCAGAAAUGUAGGGCCUACACGAGGGACUAACUGCCCUUUUCACUGAAAAUUUGCAUUGCGUCGCUGAAUUUCAUGACGUUUAAUUCAAGCGAAGGCUUACGCGAUACAGCACAUUACUGAAUUCCACACCAACACAGCAAGAUUUCUUAUAAUACAAUAACUUAUAACACAUAGCAAAUAAACUAUUUGCAUGACAUCAAUCCACUCACACAACUAAUGGGUAGUCGCCGGAUAAUAUCAGAGUAGCCAACGGUCUGGUGACCGCUGUAAAAGUUAUUUCUUUGCCAAUGGAUCUGCCUUCGGCGUGGAAACCCAAAGAUGGGAAUAAAUCUGUGGGGUUUGCGAACCAUUUUAAGUCUACAAUUGUAAGCGCCGUCAUACUUCAAUACCCCUUUUUUUCAUACACAUCAAUUUCAUACGUAAUCGUUCUUUUGCAAUCAAUUAACGUAUUUAUUCCUUCAUACACCAAUGCAUUUUCUUCCAUUAGAAAUGCAGAAAACAUUAGAAAUCGAUAGCUUUUAAAAGCUACGAAAUUGAUUGAAGCAACCAUUAUUUUCCUAUUUUCAUCGGGAUUGAGCUUUGACAAUUUUUCGCAACACAGCUACCAACUAUGCAAAUACGAAUCAACCAGUUUUAUAAUACAUCCAACUCUAUGUUUAGUUUGCGCGUAUGACUAAGUUACAAGCUCAUAAUAUAGUAUGGACUCGAUUAUUCGCAUCUUACUAACAGAGCGAUGGCAAAUAGUGUCACUCCUGUUAAGUUCAGUCCAAACGCGGUUUCAAAAAACGACUUAUUGGCUCAUUUCCUCUCGUACACAAGUACUUCAGGAAUUUAAUUCCCGAAAAAUAAAAAUAAACUGUUAGUUUGAACAUGGUCAGAAUGCACUCUCAAACGGUUUUGAGAAUCGAGCACGAUCCAUAGUCUACAUUUUAAUGAAUAUUUUUAUCUACCGAAUAUUUGUCCUUUUUUUGCCUCUUUAUUUAAAAAACCAGAACUAUCUUAUCUGAAUAAAACAAUCUUCGUUGUAUUUCCAAUAAUUAUUUUAUUAAAGUACGACGUUUUUCGAAACGCGUCCCUCAUUCUCUAUUUUGAUCUACCAAAUCAAAUCGACAGCUAUCGAGGCA